Drosophila albomicans is the source of this 2313-nucleotide messenger RNA. Its product is annotated as bifunctional lysine-specific demethylase and histidyl-hydroxylase NO66-like. Gene Ontology annotation, cellular component: nucleolus. Gene Ontology annotation, molecular function: histone H3K4 demethylase activity; histone H3K36 demethylase activity. NCBI's taxonomy places the organism in Eukaryota, Metazoa, Arthropoda, Insecta, Diptera, Drosophilidae. The transcript has 2 exons. The record is from RefSeq and is a predicted model, not a curated record. The coding region runs from base 108 to 2177 and encodes 689 amino acids.
CGCUGACAGCUCAAUUGUAUUUUGAAGCAGGCGGCUAGUCAAUCAAGCACGUGCUGCCGGUUCCAAAACAAAUAAAUUUGUAUUCUUAUUUUGUGGCACCGCAUGCAAUGGCUGAAAUAUCAGCUUACCAGAUACCAGAUGCCGAGAAACCAUCACCAGCCAAGAAGCAGCAGCAAAAUAAUGCAGCACUGUCGCCAAAAAAUGCACCAAAGCACACCGCAAAGCAUAAUGGUGAAAUCAAGGAUAACGGUGCCAAACAAAAUGGCGUCGCCAAAAGUCCAAAAGCAGUGCAGAAAAUGGCGAUGGCUAGUCCCAAAAAAGGGUUGAAGCCAAACGGAUCAGGGAAAAGAGCAGCAAAUUCAAAUUUGAAUGAAUCGCAACGGAAGAAAAAACAAAUGUCCAGCUACAGUGAUCAGUCCGAUGACAACGCUUCUGAUGAUUAUAGCGGCGGCAGAAAUGAUGACGAAGGCAGCGACGAUGAUAGCAAUGAUUGUGGCGACAUUACUGUCGAUCUUACGAACAGUGUUGGCGAUAGCAACGACACAAUCAACGAUGACGAUGGCGACGACGACGACGACAUCGACGACAUCGACUACGACGACGACGAAGUCGAGUCACCAGCUGUUGCACCACCAACAGCCGGACGUCGCUCCCAGGAUGCCAACAACAAUGUGGAGAAACCCGCGCUGACUGCGGUGGUCAAGCCCAAGGAGACGCUCCUCGGACGUCGCCAGCACGAUGAGGGAGAAGCCACCAAAGCAGCUGAAACUGGAAACUCGCAACCCAAGCAGCGUCGCGUUGGACACCUGGAUAAACCCACCUGUGAGGAGGUGCAUUUGCAAGACAGCGUGGAGGAAGGCAAACGUGCGCUCAGCUGGCUGAUGAAUCCCAUCGAGCCGCAGAAGUUCUUCCAAGGGUAUUGGGAGCAGAAUCCGUGUCGGGUGGUGGGACGCAAGGCUAAUUACUUCUCGCAUUUGAUGUCCUUUCCCAUGAUCGAGGAGAUGCUACUGAAGAAUCAUUUGGAGUUCACCACAAACAUCGAUAUCACCAGCUAUAAGAAUGGCAAACGCGAGACCCACAAUCCUGAUGGACGCGCCAUGCCGCUCACAGUUUGGAGCUAUUACUCAAACGGUUAUAGUGUCCGCUUUUUGAAUCCCAGCACUUAUCUGGAGAAGUUGCGUGCGUUGUGCACCCGACUCCAGGAGUUCUUCUAUUGUCUGGUGGGUGCGAAUGCGUAUUUGACGCCACCGAAUAGUCAGGGAUGUGCACCGCAUUACGAUGACAUCGAAACGUUCGUCCUGCAGGUGGAGGGACGCAAACGUUGGCGUCUCUACAUGCCACCGUCUCCCAGCGAUAUCAUGGCACGCGUCUCCUCGGGCAAUUACAGCCAAAAGGACUUGGGAACACCGACACUCGAUGUGGUCCUCGAACCCGGUGAUAUUCUCUACUUCCCCAGGGGCACCGUUCAUCAGGCGGUGACCGAGGAACAACAGCAUUCGCUGCACAUAACGCUGAGCGUCUAUCAGCAAUCGUAUGCGAAUCUAGUCGAGAAAUUGAUGCCGUCUGUCAUGGAGCGUGCCAUACGUCAGCAUUUGAAUUUGCAUCGCGGUCUCCCGCUCGAAACGUGGCGUCACUUGGGAUAUGCCGCUGGUGGUCAAAUGUCCGAGGAGCGUGACAAAUUGCUCGGUGACAUCACGAAGCUGGUGCAAACUUAUUUGCUGCCCAGUGCCGAACAAAUCGAUGCGGCUGUCGAUCAGUUGGCCAAGCGAUUUCAACACGAGGCUUUGCCGCCAAUUGUCCAGGAGGAGGAAAAGGCACGAACCGUUUUUGGUUCGGUCAGCGAGAUCGAUAAACAGGGCAAUCGUCAGCCCGAUUACAAUCUAACUGGGAGCACCGAAGUGCGUCUGUUGCGUGCCAACAUUUUGCGUCUGAUUAAAGAGGGAAAGGUCAUCCGUAUCUAUUACUAUCUGGAUAAUGCGCUCGAGUAUUGCAAGUUUGAUGCCAGCUAUAUGGAAAUCCAGCCCGAGAAGGUGUCGGUUGUGGAAGCUCUGAUCAGGGCAUAUCCGAAGUAUACGUCGGUCAAGGAGCUGCCGCUGUGCCCUCAGGAUCGUAGCAUUGAGGUGGCCACCGCACUCUGGGAGCGUGGACUGCUCAUGACCAAAGAGCCCUUCAAGUAAAAAUAAAAAUUACUAUAUUUUUCUAUCCUUUCAUAUUAAAGUCAAUUUAAUGGAAGUGAAACGAUUUCAAUUAUAUAAAAGCUAAUGACAAACCUAUAGAUCUAAAGCAUUUAAUUUUUGAUGAAUAUAAACUGAA